Molecule: messenger RNA, 1379 nt
Organism: Coniophora puteana RWD-64-598 SS2
Lineage: Eukaryota; Fungi; Basidiomycota; Agaricomycetes; Boletales; Coniophoraceae
Exons: 5
Coding region: 54-1379 (441 amino acids)
Source: RefSeq, a predicted model, not a curated record
CUUGUUCACAUAGGUCAAGUAAAUCCUCUGCUGGUGCCUUUCGCCUUACUACCAUGCCAUUCCGUUCUCGCAAUGCUUAUUAUCUGCGUGUCUCCAAAACUACGCUUGUUCCACUUUAUCUUUAUUUAGACGAGAAACACACGGAAUGGAUGUCGGACAUAAUAUUGCAACAUGUACUUGCCGACCUUAGGCCUCUGAUUGUGCCAAAGUUACAAGCUGAGUGGGACAUACACUUUGGCUCGGGGUCUUCAGUCAACAACAAGAAGGGAUCAGUUGAUGUCCACAGAGGUGAUAUCUAUCAAUUCGCCUUCUUCUUCAGACAGACAGAGCCUCACUCUGUGAUACUGAAGACAAGAACAUUUGUUGCAACUUCUUCGCUUGCGGAGAGUACUCAUGUAGUACGCAAGCCGGUCAAUGCUCUCCCCAUCCCUCGAACGAAACAAAACAAGAGGGCACGUGCGUCAUCUCAGAAGUCACUCGAUUCAAGCGGGCAUAUUGCUAGAAAGAAGAUGAAAAUCAACACGAAGGGAAAAGCUAGACAGGAAAUCGACUCGGAUGAAGAGGAGUUAUUCGAUCCUGAAAGUUCAGAAGAUAACAUGGACGAAUGUUUGCCCCCAAGCCGGACCCGACAAUCCCGCAGAACCACAAGGGUUGCCGCAGGCGGAUAUCGAGAGGACGGUUCUGACCUUGAGGACGAAGAUUCUUAUCAGCCAGUCAGCGCCGCGACACCCGGCCAACGCGAAGUAACUGCGAUUAAUGUCGAUGCUGACCCAGAUGUUAAACAUGAAGAAGAGGAAGCUACGCUGAGUGAUGCCCCGCUAGGAAACUCAGAAAUUGAGACAGAGAUGCAAGUUGAUACGGAGCCUCCCGGUCACAGCAUGGACCUCGAAGUUGAAGAGGAGGAGGAGAAACCAAAACCACUCUUGCGGCUUCAAUACAAAGGGUUUCACAUCCUGGGUCGAUGUCUGUGCGUUGUUGCUGAGCCUUAUCCACCCAUCAGAGCCGUCUCGGUCGCAUCCCCACGGCGCCUUAACCUCGUAAGACAGUCUAGCAUCGCUGCCCCUAAUUCCAUGGGCAGCGCGCCAUCCCAGCGUGCUAGGACCCCUCUGUUCUUUCCCGAGGACAGGGAAGAGAGCAUGCCACCCUCGGCAUCUGCCCGGGACGCGCUGAGAUCGUCCAUCCCACUUUUCAAUGACACACCUCAGGUCGGCUCACUUGACGAAGAGGACAUGGAGACGAUCACGGAGGAUGACUUCCUCAAUUUCAGUCAAGUGCUCAAUGCAAGCGGAGAUUCACGUACCGCAAUUGCAGACGAGGAUGACGAGAUGGACGGAGCAGUGUUGUUUGGAGACGCUGAUGAAGUGAGAGAGCUGUCUUAG